CGUUGCUGCGGGGGAGGGGUAACGGUGUGAUAGUCAUUUUAGGGGCUGAGAGGCGGACAGGUCCCUUUCCAGUUAGUCAGUAUCUUUGGUGUAGUGCGGACAUUUCGGUUAAUUACACAAGCUAAUGGUGAUAUCUGUCCUUAUAAAGAGACGCAACGCGGGUGCAAACUCAGUCAUUUUCCAAGCUCGGAGUGUCUUAUAUAAAAGCGACGAAGGCGAUGAUCAUGUGGAUUUACAGGGCACUGCUGUGUGUCACUCUUGUAGUUUACUCAGUGAGCAAGAGGAACUUUCUUCAGGACUACCAGAAGACCGACGGGGUGCGCCUGGUCAGGUCAAAUAGCUCCCACCUGACCAAGAGCAGGGGUCUGAGUGUGGUCAGGUGUGCCCGGAGGUGUAGCCGUGGCAAGAGAAUGCCUUUUACCUGCAGAGCGUUCUACUUUGACCAGAAAAACAGGAAAUGCCAUUGGCUGUCCUUCGACAGCUACACUCCCGGUGUUCAGACGGAGCACGAUUUCAACUUUGACCUCUACGAGAAGAAAGACUACGUGAAGCAGUGCAUCACCGGCGCCGGGCAGAACUACAAGGGGACGCGGUCCGUCACCAAAUCCGGCGUCAGGUGCCAGGCCUGGGCGUCGACCAUGCCGCAUGAGCACAAGUACCUGCACGUGAGAGACCGGAAGACCGACCUGGCCGAGAACUACUGCCGUAACCCGGACAACGAGACGACGGGGCCCUGGUGCUUCACUGUCGACCCCGACCAGCGGCACGAGACCUGCGCCGUCCCCCAGUGCUCCGACGUGGUGUGCAUGAAGUGCAACGGGGAGGACUACAGGGGGCCCGUGGACCGCACCGAGAGCGGGAAAGAGUGCCAGCGAUGGGACCUGAUGGAGCCGCACAGGCACCCCUUCCACCCGAAAAGGUACCCCGACAAGGGCCUGAAGGACAACCUCUGCCGCAACCCCGACGAUCGUCUGCGGCCCUGGUGCUUCACGCUGGACCCCAGAACGCCGUGGGAGUACUGCGACGUCAAAGCGUGCGACUCAGACCCCGAGACCGACGCGCACUCGACGACCGAAUGCUUCCUGGGUCAGGGGGAGGGGUAUCGGGGCACGGUGGGCGUGACCCCCAGCGGGGUGACGUGUCAGCGGUGGGACUCCCAGGUCCCCCACAACCACUCCUACAGCCCCCAGAACUACAAGUGCAAGGACCUGCGGGAGAACUACUGCAGGAAUCCGGACGGGGCCGACCUGCCCUGGUGCUUCACCACCGACCCCGGCGUGCGCAUGGCCUUCUGCACCAACAUCCCCCGCUGCGAGGCCGACGCCCGCGAGCCUGAAGAAUGCUACGAAGGCGUCGGGGAGAAGUACGGGGGCCGCCUCUCCAAGACCAGAUCGGGCAUUCCCUGUGGACCUUGGGAGGACCGUAGCAGAAGCGGUGACAGGGAAGCCUCAGCGUUAGCUGCCGGGCUGGAGAUGAACUACUGCAGGAACCCGGAUAAGGAUAAACAUGGGCCCUGGUGCUACACCAAUAGCUCAUCCAUCCCCUGGGACUACUGCAUGAUUAAGCCCUGUAAGCUGCCCUCGAAUACAGCUGCUCCAAAAAGCGAUACACCGAAGGUUCCCUGCUUCUUCCACAAAACCACGCGGAUCGUCGGGGGCGACCAUGUCCGGGGCAAAGACGGAAGCUGGAUGGUCAGCAUACAGAAGGGGAACAUACACUGGUGUGGUGGCACACUCAUACGAGAGAAGUGGGUCCUGACGACCCGGCAGUGCUUCUCCUCAUGCGUUCCCGACCUGUCCGAGUACAGCAUCUGGGCGGGGUUCCUCCACCUCAACGGUUCGGGCGGGGGGGCCCCCUCGAGCCGGCAGGAGCUGAGGAUCGCCCACAUCAUCUGCGGCCCCGAGGGCUCGGACCUGGCUCUGCUGAAGCUCUCCCAACCCGCCAUGCUGGGCGAGCGCGUGGACACCAUCCUCCUGCCCGUUUCGGGGUGCGCCAUGAAGGAGGGAGUCGUCUGCAGCAUGUACGGAUGGGGCGAGACGCAAGGGACCGGACAGGAAGGGGUGUUGAAAUCGGUGCAGCUGCCGAUCGUGAGCAACGGGAAGUGCGUGGAGUUCCACCGCAGAAACAUCCAGAUAACCGACACCCGGAUCUGCGCCGGGGGGAGGAGGAACGAGGGCGUGUGCGACAAGGACUACGGCGGGCCCCUGGUGUGCCAGGAGGGCGAGAGCAAAGUGAUCGUGGGCGUGAGCGUGCACGGGCGGGGCUGUGCCCUGGCCAACCGGCCGGGCAUCUUCGUCAACGUGCCCUUCUACACCGACUGGAUCCACAAGGUCUUCAUCCACUACUCGCACCUGGAGGAGAACCAGUAGGGCUGCGGGUUCGAGGCCACUUUCAAAAUGGCCGGACUCAAAAAAACCGAUGCUGACAUCUGUGAUGUUAAAGACCUGUUUCUUUUAAUAAACCCUAAUUAGGGUUCUUGUUUUUUUGGGUUUUUUUGCGCUGUUGUCUCACUCCCACCUCUGCAGUUUUCCAGAAGCGGCGUCGUCCGGGACUCCGUGGACCUCCAGGACACAGAUGUUUGUGGGAAAAUUAAUGAUGGGGAUCGAAUGGAAUGAUGGGAAUCUCAAAUGUGUUUUGAAAACUGCUAGGCUCUCAUGAAAAGAUGAAGGAUUGAACUUUUUCCACAAGCUUUUAAAAAAAAAUAAUGUUUUUCUGCAGACAAGACGGCUCGUAUCAUUCAACAGACUUCACUGUAAUGUUUCCCUUGAGUUACAAACGGUAUGAAACUUAUCUCACCACUUACAGUAGAUUCAGUUCCAACCCAUCCUUAAGUUUCAAUAAGACAUUUAUUUUUUAUUUUUGUUCCUGUGGUGUUUUCAGUUCAUUUCAGCAGCUGCCAGAUUCAUAAUUUUUGGAUACUCAACAAAAUAAUUGAGCAUUUUCCUAAUUGGUGCCUAUGUGCUAUUGAUACUAUACAGUGUCAAUGACGUACAAAGAAGCAAAAAUCCUGUUCAUACUCUGCGUACAUCAAAGUUGCUAAUGGGAGAUCAAGAAGAAAACCUUGUGAAAAACUUGUUUACCCACCCAUAAAGCAACAGAAAGCAGGAACUGAAUUUUCUGAUUAACGGAUUUUCUAAUUCCCAGAUGAUCCCCUAAAUCACAGCAGAAGUAUUUCCACUGAUUCUGAGUGUGUGUAAUUCAUUUCUUUUGGCAUGUGUUUUUAUGCUGAUGUUUCAUAUAUUUACAUUCACAUUUCAUUUGAUACUGCCUAAACAUGGUAACACAUCUACCAUUAGCAACAUGCAUAUUCUGAAUUUGACAGAUGUUAUUGAGCAAUAUGGAGAAUACUCACAGUGAAGAUUGUAUAGAUGUUAUCAACAGUAUUUGUACUUAUUUGGAUUUGUGUUUUAAAUAUUGUCUCCUGGAAGUACUUGAAUGUGUCCGAAACUAAAGCAAAUUGACUCCGUAGCCUGGAUCAACAUUUGUCAAUCAACAUUUGUCCUUGACUUAGUCUCCCAAUCAAGAACAAAUAACGUGUUUGACAACCAAUCAAAAUGAAAUCUUAAUUUCUAAAUUUUCCUAAUUCAGCGGUCCCCAAUAUUAUUUCAGCAAUCGGUGAAUGUGUGUUCAAAAAAAACAAACAAACAAAAAAAAUCUUUUUACUAUUUUUUAAACUAGUUUUAUGUUAAUGACAAAUGUUGGCUGAAUUCGGGCCUGUGUCUCCUUUAGGACGGAUCUAUGGCUUUAGCCCACUUCUGCGUCACCCCAAACUACGCCGUUUUGAAAUUGCAUUCACACUGAGCACCGUUGUGUAUAUUCUUUAGGUUUAUGGGGGUAUUUCUGACACUCCGUAAUGUUCGGUAGGUCUUAUAGAUCUGUAUUAUGAAAAGGUUACUAAGUUAAGUGGCAUCUCCCAGUUUAGUGUUACUUUUUAUGUUUUUUUUUUUUCAAUUUUUUUUAUUUUUUUUUUAGAAUUUGUUUAGCCCAAAUAAUGUCUAGUAUGCAUUUUCGUUUGUGCAGUUACUGUUGAAAGAGGAUGUUUGCACUCUGAAUCUGUUUGCUUAACAUCGUAAAUUUCAUAGUGUUAAAAAGUGGCUUCAUCAAAUAGAUUCUAAUCCAAGUCAACGCAGAUUUUCCCACAUUUGAGUCGAAAGCCAGAUUCGUGACGAGGAUUGCCAGCGAACAACCACAAACAACCGUUCCGCAAUGCAGUGUGUCGGUUGGUUUGUCUGGAAAAGCCGUUUCCUGCAGAGACACUCUUCUUAACAGUGAAUUGGGGAGAGUUUUGUGGCAAGAACGAGUUAGAUUUAUUUGUCUAUUUUGUUGGACUGUACAGUUCACGUAUCAUUGCAGCCUCCAUGAGAUGGCCAGCUGACCUGAGUCAGAGUAUUAUUUCACAGUAAAUACCUCUUUAAUUGACUUCUUUACAUGCUGGUAAAAUCAUUGAACACUCCUGUAGAUCUCUGACGAUUUUCAGUGAAACUCGUUACUAACGAAAGCAUGCAAUGUUAAUUGUCGGUAAUGGCACUGGUGGAGUUGAAGCAUUUCAAAUGAAAUGUUUGGCCCUGGUCUGAAGGUCACGCACUAUCAUAAAACCAUUAAAGAAGUCUUUCAGUGUAAUAUUACACUUAGUAUUUACAACAGUAACUGUUAGGCUACUGUGGUUAGCCUAAUGGCUUCACUGUGGGGAGGUAUUCAUUUUAUGUGAAGUGCGUACUUUUUUUGGUCACAACAAAAGGUGCCAUCAAGUUUUUGGUUUUGUUCCCCACCACUGAGAACACUAUAAAGCCAUGAAUCUCUCCUCUAAGCUCCAGAUAUUUUGUUGAAGUGGUAGUUUAUUUCCAAGAUAUUGAAAAGUCAGGUCAAUGUACGAAUAAUAAGGAUGAAAAUUGUCAGAAGUCAUUUUUGUUGUUUGUCGAUGUCGUCUUCUAUGAAAAGGCUUGCCAGUGUCGACAGGUCAUUCUCAGAAGUGGGCUUCCCUCCAUUUUGAAUUCUGCUGGACAGAAUGCUGCAUGCAUCUGUGUGUCUGUUGUUCUGAGUCUGUACAUUGGAGAAAGCAUGCAAAAUCUUGAGUGUUUUGCAUUGGGUAGAUUAGUAGAUAACUUGGCCCCCGAUACUUGGAAGGCCUUCCAAGGCAACCUACUGAGGAAACAAUUCAUCUAAACAUUGUCAGUUACACUAAAUAUUAUCUUAUUGAAAGCUGGGUUCGGCAUGUUUUCAAUGAAAGUGCGCCUUGAUUGAUGGUAGCUGCUUAGAUUGUGCGAGGGAAUGGAAGUCCGAAUUUCUAGACUGUCUUAAUUAUUCACCAACACGCAAGCCUUUUUUUUUUUAAGUGAAAUUUUAUACAUUAACAAAAUGUCUUGAUUGACACUAUUGAUAAAUUUCUGAAAUAUAAAGCACAGAACAAAGCUGGUUCUGUGAGAAUAACUGAAUUUAUUACUUGGCGCUGAAUAAGUCUUCUCCACAGAUGGACAUUGUCGCAUCCAGUGAAACAAAGCCAGUUAUUCUUUGUAGCCAAAGGCCAAACGUAGCACAGGGAGGUCUGUUUUAAAUCAAGCUAAAGGUAAUUUGCUUAGCUGUUCUGUUGAAAGUUCCAGUUUCCCUCAGUUUCCUUAGCCUUUAUCUGUUUCCUUGUUUUUCCCAAUGUGAGGGUUACUUUAGCUUCUCGUGCUAGCAGGCCUGGGUCAAAUACUUCAUUUGAAAUAGUGUAAUCCCUUACAAAAUUACAAAAGGCAACUGACGUUUUAAAAAAUUAACAACCGUUCCCAUUCUCGCCAAUAUUCAGUUCAAAAGACCUUCGUAUUUUUAUACAUUUUGGUUUGUAACGUACUAUUGAAAAUUCUCAGGGAUUCACAGGAGUUUUUUUUUCAGAUUUUUUGCCAUCUUAUUAAAGUUUAACCAUUUCAAAUGUGACCCCUGGUCGCUCUGCUGGGUGUCUGUGAGCAGUCCUCUUGGGUAUGGGUCACCACACAGGACUGGCCCCAGGUUCUGGUUUUAACAUUCCCCUAAUUUUACCGUUCCUUACCCACCAUCAUGAAUGGUCCAAGUGGUUGAUGUGGAACAAUGAAGCUUACUAGAAAAUACCUGCUUCCUUCUCUCGCCAUUCGCAGUUCAAAACCAAUUCAUAAGUUGCACUAACCAGUGAGUGUUUUUGUCAGUAUAGUGUUACCAUUUGCUAUGUUUAGUACAUUAGAACAUGUACAAUAGAAACUUAAAAUAUUAAAUCUUACUGCAACUCCUGUAUCGCAGUAAAUCAUUUUUUUUUUUUUUUUUUUAAUCAUGCACUGAGUAAUCUAUCUUUAGUAUUUGACUUUAAUGGAAGGGGAAAUUCCAAAGGGAAUUAAUAAUUUUGCUUUUAGUAUUUCAGAGUGCUCUCCUAAUUGAAUUUGACAGAUAAUAGAAUUCCAACAAAGGUGAAGUCUUAUCCAUUAUUCAUCUCCCCCCACAACUUGUGUAAAAAGAAUUUUAAUGCAAACAUAUGUCUAUGAAACAAGGGCAGUCCCUGAAACCUCGACAUCUGUUGCCUUGGCUACCAAGUGAUAGGGCAGGACAUGGGGAGGGGUAACGAGUACAGUUAAGUGGGAUAGUUAGCAUGCACCGCCCCACUUUAUGGGAAGGAGUAUUUCUUGUUAUCUAUUCUCCAUUGUGUGAUGAAAUACUCUCCUACUGUGCAUUGGCAGGGUGUGGGGAUCACUGUCUUUCAUUGCUCAGCUUUCACACACAAAUGAUCUCCGUUUCAAGCAGGUUUUUCGCAAGAUCUUUUAAAGCCUGACAUACAGUUCAUAGAGUCCACAGUAUGCUGGAAAAAUCUGUCUUGUUUACAAGCGAUGGUACUUAAGCAAAAUGUUCCUGUUUUGUUCCAGGGUACGUGUUUGUACACAUUUUUGUCUUGAUUUCUGGAGUUUCAGUUGGCCAGAAGUGCGUGAGGUCACAGAUGUGUUGGGAAAUAAAUCAUUUAAAGUUGCGUUACGUUUGGUCCAAACACGCUAUUGUUUUUAUUGUUUUUAUAACUGUCACCACCAAAUAUUCUGCCUUAAAUUUAUGAGGUUUCAUGAAGCAUCAGGAAUGGCUGUGGCUAAAUACUUUGAAGCUUUUAUUAUUUUUUGACAGUACAAAUAUUGAAUGGCAAUGUAAUUUUGUUCAAAUAUGUUUUUCUAUAUACAAGAAGAAGAAUGUGUUUUUUAUCUUGCUCCUUCAUGUUAUAACCUUUCUGGGGGGAUUGUCUUGUUUGCCAUAUAAAGUGUAAUUAUUCAGGUGAAAUGUAAAAUACUCUUCUCUGUUAGAUGAAAGUAAAUGGAUCCUGUUCAUAAUAUCCUAUCCUAUUUUUUCUAUGUUUACUGUGUUUGUAAAAUAAAAUGCUGCUAUACAGAUAAGUUGUACAAAGUUCCAGAAUGUCUCAAAAUUCCAAAGAUCUGUUGUGUCACUUUUUUAUUUUAUAAUUAUUAUUUUUGUUAUUAUCCUUUUCAUAGCACAAUUUCUCAAUAAACUACGACAGUACUCUCCAAUGUCUUAUUCUACUCUUAGGAUAAGUUGUGAAUACCCUUUUUUUUAAAAAUAUUUUUUAUUGUAUUCUUUUGAAAUUCAAUAAAUGUAUUUAAAACUUUGA
Molecule: messenger RNA, 7606 nt
Organism: Anguilla rostrata (American eel)
Lineage: Eukaryota; Metazoa; Chordata; Actinopteri; Anguilliformes; Anguillidae
Product: hepatocyte growth factor-like
Exons: 18
Coding region: 219-2369 (716 amino acids)
Biological process (GO): positive regulation of protein phosphorylation; hepatocyte growth factor receptor signaling pathway; negative regulation of apoptotic process
Molecular function (GO): serine-type endopeptidase activity; signaling receptor binding
Source: RefSeq, a predicted model, not a curated record